This is a messenger RNA of Ruditapes philippinarum (Manila clam), 1408 nucleotides long. RefSeq lists its product as uncharacterized. NCBI's taxonomy places the organism in Eukaryota, Metazoa, Mollusca, Bivalvia, Venerida, Veneridae. The record is from RefSeq and is a predicted model, not a curated record. Bases 358 to 948 code for a protein of 196 amino acids. The transcript is spliced from 2 exons.
UCAAUUAAAAGUUGGAAUUAUGGAAAAAGAAAAUGGAGACGAUAUAACAACUCUCAAAUGAACCAGAACAGGAAGUUACACAGACGAUAGCUUUAACGCGCCCAAUAUAUUGAUUUAAUGAUUGCAAAUAUUUAAACUAGUCGUACAUGUAAUCAAAUUUAUUUGUCGAACGGAUAUUAUUAUUAGGAGGAUCAAACGUUGAAAAUAUGGCAGAAGAAAAUGGAGAGGAUGUGAUACCCAAAUGCUUUACCGAGACAGGACAUUGCACAGACGAGAUUAAAACUAUUGUUUGAUGAUGGAAAAAUACUAUUCGUCUCUGAAAACCUACUGACAUAUGCUUCUCCAGUAUUCAAAGCUAUGUUUGAUCAUAAUUUUAUAGAGAAGAAAGAACGUGAAGUGAAGUUAGCUGGAAAGAAAUAUGACGACUUUAAAGAAUUUUUGCUGUGUCUACAUCCGGCGGUUCAAAAGGAAAUCUCACGUAGCAAUGUUUUAAGUUUAGCGUUGAUAGCGGAAGAAUAUCAAGUGGCAAUUUUUAUCACGAGAUGUAAAAAUGUCAUGUGGGAUUGGUUACGCAUGAGCGUCAAAGGCACUAAUUCCGAGUACACUACUGCCAAUGAUCUUCGGAAAUACGCUGCUAAUUGCCUUUUAAUCUUGCAUAAAGCUCUUGAAUGUAGAUACGCAGAGAUCACCGAUGAAGCUAUCUCAAGUGUUUGCAAGUUUGGUUACGGUGUUUUUAGUGGAAGACUUAGACUUAAUAUGAAUUUGUCUGUUAGACUAAUGGGUUUAAGUCGGACUGCAAGAACAUGCUACAUUACAGCUGCUGAUGAAGAUGUUGAAAAAUCAGAAUGUUAUGAUUUAUUUGAAGACCUUCCUGAAGACAUUAAAUACAAAUUACUGACCGAAAGACUCAUUUUAUGUGAAAGUAACAACAUGAUUGGUGUAAAUUGAAUAGCAUUACAAUAUUUAAUGAUACAUAUAAUACAUGUUUAUGAAAACACAUUCAAAUUAAUAUGAAUUAAUUACAGAAUUAAAAGUAUGUUUCAAAUUAAUACAAAAAAGUCAUAUAGUCGUUUUGUAUGUAAUGUUUAAAGUUCAUUUGUUUGAUUGUGAAGUAAGAUAAGUAUAGUUAUUACAACAAAUAUAGCCAAAUAUUCAAAACAUAUAUUAGUGCACUGUCUUUGAAUCUGCGAAUAAAGCCUCUCUUUAAAAAAACUGUUACUUUUAUACUGGUAAGGUUUCUUUGUAAGAAAAUGUAGAUAUCUUGUGAAAACGCACGAACCAUAUAUAUUAACUUGUUAGCUAGGAUACGUGUGUCUUACUGGUAAAUAACACCUAGAAUUUAUUCAUUUCUAAAAUAACACGACUUUACGAGGAUGGAUUCCGGUCAAUUCAAAAUAUAUAUUCUAGC